Linum trigynum is the source of this 1227-nucleotide messenger RNA. The record is from the annotation of a GenBank genome assembly. NCBI's taxonomy places the organism in Eukaryota, Viridiplantae, Streptophyta, Magnoliopsida, Malpighiales, Linaceae.
GCAGAAUUAUGUAUAAUCAACUAUUUCGAGUCGGUAAGCUUUCUUCAUAUAAUUUUGUUACUUGUUUUCAUGUAAUUUUGUCAUGAAUUUAUCUAAUCCGUGUGGUGGUUUAUUUUAUUUUGUUAGCCGGAGAAAAACGGUUGGAGAAGUUUGAUCGUCAAGUUGAGCAAUUUAAGAAGGUGGCCGCUGAUAGAAAUAUUUCAUGUGAUAACUGGGUGGAUCAACAUCAAAUUCGUUGGAGUUUAGCACACGAUAACUACAAUGGUGGGCGUCGUUGGUCUAUCCUGACAUCUAACAUGGCAGAAAGCGUCAAUGGUAUUUUCAAAGGUAUUCGUGCACUUCCUAUAGUUUCUCUUGUGCAACAUACCUAUUGGCGAUUGGUGGAGAAAUUCGAUAAGUACAGGUUGGAGACAGGAGCAGAAAUUAGGAGUGGUCCUUCACAAUUCUCCACCAAGUGCGAAGAGCUGAUGAAGGCGUGGUCACAAAAGGCAGUUGGACAUUCUGUGACAGCUCUUGAUCGACGUCAAGGCAUCUAUGUAGUUCAGACUCCUCCCAACAAUUUCAACAUGACGGGGUCAAACACACUCACAGUGCACUUUGACGACCCCAACCGGACGGGAUUUUGCACCUGUGGUGAAUUUCAAGGAAAUAAAAUUACUUGCUCUAAUGCCAUUGCAGCUUGCAACCGAAUGGGUGCUAGUGCGUAUAGGUUUGUCAACAAUGUCUACAAGCUGGAAACAGUGAUGGCUUGUUAUGGGACAAGUUUCGCACCUCUUGGUGAACCUAAGUGUUGGAAGAAGCAUAAUGACCCUACUAUCCAUCCUAAUCUGGACAUGAUUAGAAAGCCGGGGAGGCCAAUAUCAACACGAAUUCACAACGAGAUGGAUUGGCCAAGGGAGGGUUCAUCACAGCAAGUGGGACAUAAUGCAUCAACCUGUGGUGGCCAAGCAAGUGGGAGUGGGAGCAACCGAAGAGGGAGUGGUGGCCAACGAAGUGCGAGAGGUGGUAGAAGAGGAGGAAGUAGAGGGAAUAGACGAGGCUAAGAAGUUAGUUCAAAGGUAGAAGUUGUUGUUUGGAGUUGUUGUUGUUUGAAGUUGUUGUUUGGAGUUGUUGUUUGGAGUUGUUGUUUGGACUUUUAUGAACUGAACUAGUUGUUGAUGUUUGUUGGUUUUAUAUUUAAAGUCUCAAUUUAGACAAUAACACUAAGAAUAACAGAUUAAAAAUAGU